Selaginella moellendorffii is the source of this 1282-nucleotide messenger RNA. RefSeq names its product calcium-dependent protein kinase 19. The transcript has a single exon. The coding region runs from base 1 to 936 and encodes 311 amino acids. Gene Ontology annotation, cellular component: nucleus; cytoplasm. Gene Ontology annotation, biological process: mitotic DNA damage checkpoint signaling; protein phosphorylation. Gene Ontology annotation, molecular function: protein serine/threonine kinase activity; ATP binding. Lineage: Eukaryota; Viridiplantae; Streptophyta; Lycopodiopsida; Selaginellales; Selaginellaceae. The record is from RefSeq and is a predicted model, not a curated record.
AUGGCGGUGGUAAGUGAGUUUAGGGAGGAAGAUUGCAAAGAGCUUCUCAGCAUUCAUAUGUUGGGGCAGCGAGGUUUCGAGAAAGGUAGGACGCUGGGGUGUGGCGGCCAGGGGCAUGUAUUCGUGCUCCACAAUCUGGACGGUCACAAGUCAUAUGCAGCCAAGGCAUUUCGAUCAGGGAGCGACGCUGAGAGAGAAGUUGGGAUCAUGGCCAAGCUCCGGGGCUGCCCUGGAGUUGUCUCCUUCAAAGAUUUCAUCAAGGAGAGAGAUGGAGGACAGUGUUUUGGGAGUAUUAUUAUGGAACUAUGUGGAUCUAGUCUUGCUGAUCGCUUGCGCGUUUCCGGGCAGAUGAGCGAAGAAGAAGCAGCUCAGAUUAUCAAGCAGCUGGCAGAGACCCUCAAGGAGAUGCAUUCGAGAGGCAUAGUUCACCGGGAUCUCAAGCCGGGCAACAUCCUUUUCAAGCUAGACGCGCGCGACAAAGUGGUGAUUAGUGACUUUGGUAUUGCCACAGACGACCCUGAGGAGAUGUCGCAGUACUGUGGCACGGCAAAGUACAUGGCACCCGAGGUGGCAGAGAACAAGGAUGGGAGCUUCUACACAGCAGCUAUCGACGUGUGGGGACUUGGAGCGAUUUUAUACGAGAUGCUGGGAAAGGGAGGAUAUCAGCCGAGUGAAGCAUUUGAUCGUGUGCGACAGGGGGCAUCCCCGGUUGGUCCUUUCUCGUUUGUAGCGGAGGAUCUCCUUGAGAAGAUGCUGGCUGUGGAUCCGAAACAAAGGCUGACAGUCGAUCAGGUUCUACAACACCCAUGGAUUGUCAAGCUUUGCAGAAGCAGCAGCAGUAAGAUCUACAGGACGUGGAGGAGGCCCUGUGGUGCGAAAAGGAGUGCUCCUGGCCUCGACAAGGACUUGGUCGUGAAGAAAGUUCGAGCGGCUUAAAAGUGGCAGCAGUCAGUCCGGUAAGCACACUUGCCAUUUCCUAUUUCUCCUAUUCGCAGUUACUAACUUCAUUUGCUUGGGUUCGUUUUUGUAUCCUCCGGACAUCAUCGACAUCUCUCGUGUCUCUGUGUGGAAAUACGUUUUUGGUGGCUGCCGAGAACAAUCAUGGAACAAAAACGAGAUCCAAGCAAAUGCCGAGAUAGAUGCAAACGUGUUACACACGAAGCUAUGCCGCUCUUCUUUAAGAAACAAGGGAAGUCUUCCCUCAAGAAAGAAUUAAAAAAGUCCAUCCAUAUAUAAAUCGAGAAUGGCUAUUGAUCACUGCUAAUCUAACAAUUUCUUGAAA